Messenger RNA from Lobosporangium transversale, 2249 nucleotides. Its product is annotated as temperature dependent protein affecting M2 dsRNA replication-domain-containing protein. NCBI's taxonomy places the organism in Eukaryota, Fungi, Mortierellomycota, Mortierellomycetes, Mortierellales, Mortierellaceae. Gene Ontology annotation, cellular component: nucleus. Gene Ontology annotation, biological process: mismatch repair; DNA recombination; DNA double-strand break processing. Gene Ontology annotation, molecular function: 5'-3' DNA exonuclease activity; 5'-flap endonuclease activity. The annotation marks the transcript as partial. The record is from RefSeq and is a predicted model, not a curated record. The transcript has 7 exons.
UUUUUUUUUCAAAUUCAAAUUCUUAACAUUCAACCUAUUAAGCAACAAAACACAUCAUGCCAGUGCGACAUCUCGAUUUCUACUUGACCCAAAAGAACCUGGCGUCAACACACCCAUUGACGACGCUUAAGGAUAUCCGAUUGGGCAUUGAUGGCAGCGUAUGGCUCAAGAAAGUCAUUGGGGCGGCGUCGGAGCAGUAUUUGCCUGGCAUUGGUGGCAUACCUUCGUGCCUUCGAAAGACUAUUGAGAAAGAGCUAGAAGGAUUCAAAGCUGCUUCUAUCCACCCAUUAUUUGUUUUUCCGGGACUGUCUUUAAUCCGUAAAGACAAACCCCACGUCAAUGAUGACCUCAAGAUCCCAAAGAGAAAUACAGCGUGGGAAGCAGCCAACGCGGGGAAGAUGGAGCUGGCACUCUCUUCUUGGAGCGGAUCGUAUGUGGUCCACCAGCCAGAUCUGUACCAUUUAGUCAUCAGAAUCUUAAAGGAACAUAACAUCGAUUAUCUCAGAGCACCUUAUGGCGCUGGAGCACAGCUUGUGUAUCUAGAGCGCAAUCCCAAGCAAAUCAUUCAUGCGAUCUAUGCAGGACCUGACUUACUUAUGUUUGACGUAGAACGCGUUAUCACCCAGAUCGACUUUGGAAAGCAGACUUACCAGGCCAUCUCUAAAAAAUCUGUUCUUCAGGAUAUGGUGUUGACGGAUGAGCAGUUCUUAGACCUUUGCAUCCUUGCAGGAGUUGACCAUUGCCCAACAUUUCCUCCUUUUUCAGUCGAAGGUGGCUUUGCAUAUAAGAGUAUCCAUGAGCUGCUACAACACAGGACUGGAUUUAAUGCUGUUAAAGCCUAUGCUGAUUCUCCUCAAGUUGUAAAGAGCAACUAUGUGGAUUUGUUUUGCAGGAUGCGUUGUGCGAUGCGCCACCACCCUAUUCUGACAGAUGAAGGGCAUGUGGAACCCAUGAACGUGAUUCAAGCACCUAAUGACAUUCACGAAUUCAUUGGUUUCCGCCUUCCAGAUGAGGUGUACUAUUACAUUUCACGUGGUCUUAUUGCAGACACUACACUCAACACUCUACUUUGCGGAUAUGGCGUAGAAUUUUCACCGCUCUGCAAUGGAGAAGCCAAGGAAUAUCGUGCUUUCCUAGCAGGAGAUAUCAUUAAAAUGAAAGCCCAGACAAUGGCGUUAGUCAAGUCGCAGCUACAUUCAUUCUUCCAUGAUCGCAGGAUCGCAAUCAUUCACUGGUAUGAGAACAAUAAUGUGACAGGAACAGAACAUGUAGUCAAGUCGGAGGCUGCACCCGUUCCCGUUGAAGCCAUCUCCAACUGGAAGUCAAGCCAACAAUCUGUCGAGAAAGAGCUCAAGAAGGCGAAUAUUACAACGCCAAAUUUUUCAUUUGCUUUGGGGCUACUCACCAAUCCCAAUGAUGCUGCUGCUACAGUGCAGCCCAAGGAUGCUAAUGGGAAAUCUGCACCUCUUAUGACACUUCAGGAGGUCCAAACUCGUCAUCUAUCAAAACUUCUGCAGCUUAGAUCAUUCAUUGACUCUUCUCAUACACCUCUGCCAUAUGGCAAAGCUAUUAUUGAUGCUUUCAAGGCUCAUCCUUCAGCACCUGUCGAGUUCCAGGAUGCUCUCUUUAUUGCAUUGGAACUAAUUAGAGCCGAACUUUUAACUGCCCGGCCAUAUAGCCACAGCUAUGUCAAGAAGGCAGUUUUAGAUGAUGAGACCGGCACAAAGGCUGUUCGACUUAUCUCAAGAACCGUUUCAUUGAUCUGGGCGCGCUUCAAGGGUACCAAAAUUUGGUCCGGACCUUUAAAUCGUGAAUUACUAGCUUUUAACAGCGUUAAUAAGGUGUUAACGCGCAACCUGCGUCACUUGGGCGAAGCCUUAAUUGUUGAGAUGCUGCUUGCGAACGAAUGUCAAAAGGAUACAUUGGACUUUUCAGAGCUUGCAACACACUUGCCAUUUGCGUACGAGCCCUCGACAGUAUUGGGAAUUUUAGUCAAAGAAUACCUCGAAACAUUGACGCUAAGCGGCGACAUCAAUAACAAGGAUCAGGCAUUACAGCAUGUGGAAGAACACAUUGGAGCAACCUCGACGUCGAGUUUGGCCAAUAGUAUUAAAGAAGAGAUCCAGCGAGGUUUUGCAUUUUGGGAGGUGGUUGUUAGUGCGGUCAAGUCACUCAGUGCUACUAAUGCAAUUAGCAGGGAGCUACAGCAAGAAUUCCAGGAUGCCAAUAACUGGAUCAAGAGCCGCAAA